Messenger RNA from Colletotrichum lupini, 1224 nucleotides. RefSeq lists its product as uncharacterized. NCBI's taxonomy places the organism in Eukaryota, Fungi, Ascomycota, Sordariomycetes, Glomerellales, Glomerellaceae. The transcript has a single exon. The record is from RefSeq and is a predicted model, not a curated record. Bases 1 to 1224 code for a protein of 407 amino acids.
AUGGCUUCCUUAACAAGUACACGGGCGAAGUCUAAAGUCGCAAUCGCUAGCUCCUCCUCUUCAGAUCUUCACCUCGACCAUCCUACACCCGAAGAAUGCAUCCAGAUAUGGACAAUUACGGCUGAUGAAUGGAAAGAUUCUUUGACUAAGCCCUUGUACAUGCUCGAGUCCGCGUACCUCACCACAGUCCCACUUGCAAAAGACGGAGGCAUGACGACCUGGGUUCUCGUUGACAAAACUUCGCCGCCAAAUGAGCGGAAUAUCUUCUGCUCAUGUGAAACCUUUCGCAAACGCUGUCUCGUGAGCGAUAGCAUGGGGAACAUGACGGAGAGAAUCGUUCAUGGGGCCGCCAGCGUCUUCUGUCCAGAAAGGUUUCGCGGCCGCGGCUUCGCAGCUCGUCACAUGAAGGAGUUAGCGACGGUUCUGCGCGGUUGGCAGUCCGAGAACGGAAGGAUCAUUGGAAGCGUCCUGUACUCAGACAUAGGAAAGGAGUUUUAUACCAAGAUGGGAUGGACACCAAACCCAAUCAACGGGCACCUGGUGUUGCCGCCUGCAAAGAUGAAGAAACCUGCGACUUCACGGCCAAUCUUCGAAUCGGAUCUGGAGAGCCUAUGCCUCAGGGACAAGGCCAUGAUACAAAAUGACAUGGCCACACCGAGUCCGUCACGCAAGCGGGUGGUUAUUCUACCAGACUUGAAUCAUAUGUUAUGGCACAUUCGCAAAGAAGACUUUGCUACCAAGCAGAUCUUUAGUAAAAAGGCAGUGAUAAAGGGAGUCAUCACUGGAGUGGCUGGGAAACAGGUCUGGGCUACUUGGGUUCGUCGUUACUACAGGCACCCAGACCCCCAUAGCAUUGAGGGUGCAGAUAAUAAGAAUGUUCUUUAUAUUCUACGCCUUGUGGUAGAAGGGGAUGAGACUGCGAACAAGCCACGCGAAGCAAACAUCACGAUAUCGAUGAAAGAUUAUGCAGAGCAAGCUGCUGCGUUGAAGGCUGUGAUGCAGGCUGCUCAAGCAGAGGCGGCAGAUUGGAGGCUAGACCAGGUACAACUAUGGGAUCCAUCUCCCAUGGUAAAGGACCUUUUGGAUCAAAGCGACUUAGAUGCCGUUUACGUUGAGAGGCAGAGUAAUAGCAUUGCUAGUCUACUAUGGUUCGAGGAUGGCGAGGAUUUGGGACCAGAGGACGCUCCGAUUUUGAUUAACAAUGAGCAUUAUGCGUGGUGUUAG